This is a messenger RNA of Selaginella moellendorffii, 1546 nucleotides long. RefSeq names its product TBC1 domain family member 22B. Bases 149 to 1414 code for a protein of 421 amino acids. Gene Ontology annotation, molecular function: GTPase activator activity. Gene Ontology annotation, biological process: activation of GTPase activity. The record is from RefSeq and is a predicted model, not a curated record. NCBI's taxonomy places the organism in Eukaryota, Viridiplantae, Streptophyta, Lycopodiopsida, Selaginellales, Selaginellaceae. The transcript has 11 exons.
CCACACUCCAUUAUUUUAGGUAGGGAAGUUAUUAGGGUUCUUACUUCUCGCUUAGAUCCAGCAAGGGAAGAGGAGCGCCAUCGUCGUCCCAGGCACUUCCAGGCUCAGGGCCUAGCGAUGGUGCUCGAGGAUUAGAGCUUGGAUCCUCAUGUCAAAGAACUGGAUGCUAAGAGGGCGCAAUUUUCCUGGCAAAGUUCUACUGUCGCGGAAGGCCGACUCUAGCUCUAAUGUGAGAGGGAACUCUUCGGAGAGUAGGAGUUCUGAUGAAGAUGGCCACUCGUUCUCGAGUGGAGCAGGAAGAAACCGGGAUUUGCAAGACAUCAAUGGCAACGAGCUUGGAAGCUCAUCGUCUGCUGGAUCACCGGGAGAAUCGUCAAGCAGGGAAGCCUCGGCGGAUGCUCCAAGGCCAGGCUCCGGUGGGCGAGCUACAGACACUGCUCGUGUUGCAAGAUUUAAGAAAGAGUUGGCUGCCUCGACUGUAAAUCUAGAUGCUUUGAGAGAGCUCUCGUGGAGUGGUGUUCCCGCUGACAUGAGGCCCAUGAUUUGGAGACUGUUGCUGGGUUAUUCGCCUUCCAAUACGGAUAGAAGGGAGAUGGUGCUUUCCAUGAAGAGACAAGAGUACGUCGAAGACAUUGCACAGUUUUUCGACAUACCCGAUGAGGAUCGCACUGAGGACGAGAUAAGAACCGUUCGUCAGAUUGCCGUCGACAUUCCACGGACGGUGCCGGAUGUUACUUUCUUCCAUCAGCCUACUAUACAAACCUCACUGGAGCGAAUCUUAAAUAUAUGGGCAGUGAGACAUCCUGCGAGCGGUUACGUCCAGGGAAUCAAUGACUUGGCGACGCCUUUCCUCGUGGUGUUUCUCUCGGAGCAUUUUGAAGGAGAGAUGGAAACCUGGGACUUGUCGAAGCUUUCGCCGGAGAAGCUUACGCAAGUUGAAGCAGACAGCUACUGGUGUCUCUCCAAGCUGCUCGACAGAAUCCAGGAUCAUUACACUUUUGCACAACCUGGAAUCCAGCGGCUUGUCUUUAAGCUGAAGGAGCUGGUUCGACGAAUUGAUGAACCGGUAGCCAGGCAUGUCGAAGAGCAGGGGCUGGACUUUUUGCAGUUCGCGUUUCGGUGGUUUAAUUGCCUCUUGAUAAGAGAGGUUCCAUUCUCAUUGGUUUCUAGACUGUGGGAUACUUAUCUAGCCGAGGGCGACGCUUUUCCAGAGUACCUUGUAUAUGCAUGUGCCAGCUUCUUAUUGACGUGGACCGACCAGCUCCAGCAGCUAGAUUUCCAGGAGAUGGUGCUUUUCUUGCAGCACUUACCAACGAAGAGAUGGACUCACCAAGAGCUGGAGAUGGUGCUGUCGCGAGCUUUCAUGUGGAGAGUUAUGUUCGACCGCUCCCCAAGUCACUUAAACUCGGGCUAAGUCGAUGGAUCGAUUCAAAGCGCUGGCUGCUAUCUAAGAAGAGAGCGAAUGAAAGAGAAAGAAGAACCAGGGAGUUCUAGAAAAGUAAGCUUUGCAAUUUAUUCGAUUCCAAUGUACAGUCGGCAUCACUCC